Molecule: messenger RNA, 2148 nt
Organism: Arvicola amphibius (Eurasian water vole)
Lineage: Eukaryota; Metazoa; Chordata; Mammalia; Rodentia; Cricetidae
Gene: Tmem119
Product: transmembrane protein 119
Exons: 2
Coding region: 128-949 (273 amino acids)
Biological process (GO): positive regulation of osteoblast differentiation; positive regulation of bone mineralization; ossification
Cellular component (GO): plasma membrane
Source: RefSeq, a predicted model, not a curated record
UGGAGGCCGAGGCGGGCAGGCACCAGCCAGAGCAGCUGGCGGCAGACAGCAGACUGUCGGGCUCUAGUGGGCCAGGCUCGUCUACCUGGCAGGCCUUCCUUCGCCGGAAGCCGGUUCUGACGUCAACAUGGACUCCAGCCUCCUCUUGUUUCUGCUGCUACUUCUGAGGCCCCUGCCUGUAGUGGCCUACUCUGUGUCCCUCCCAGCCACCUUCCUGGAGGAUGUGGGGGGCAGUGGGGAAGCUGAGGGUUCCUCAGCCUCUUCCCCCAGCCUGCCGCCACCCCGGACUCCAACCUUCAGCCCCACAUCAGGGAGACCCCAGCCCACAGCUCUGGAGGGUCCUGUGCCCCCCACUAACCUCCUGGAUGGGAUCAUGGACUUCUUCCGCCAGUAUGUGAUGCUCAUUGCGGUGGUGGGCUCUCUGGCCUUCCUUCUCAUGUUCAUUGUCUGUGCCGCACUCAUCACCCGCCAGAAGCACAAGGCCACAGCCUACUACCCAUCCUCCUUCCCCGAGAAGAAGUAUGUGAACCAGAGUGACCGGGCUGGGGGCCCCCCUGCCUUCAGCGAGGUCCCUGACAGGGCACCUGACAGCCGGCAGGAAGAGGCCCUGGGCUCCUCCCAGCAACUCCAGGCUGACAUUCUGGCCGCUACCCAGAACCUCCGGUCCCCAGCCAGAGUGCUGCCAGGCAGUGGGGAGGGAACAAAGCCGGUGAAGGCUGAGGUGCCAAACAGCCAGGAGGAGGUCCAGGAAGCCCCGGUAUGCCGGGCCACCACAGAGAAGCUGGGGGUCUCAGAAGAGUCAGGCUCGGCAGAGGCUAUAGGGGCUCCUAAAGCCAGUGAGGGCCAAGGGGGACAGGAAGGUUCUUUCUCUGCAGCAGAGGAAUCCCAGGGACCAGCCGGGCCCCCUGAAAGUUCCUGUGCUUGCGGCAGCGUCUCCCCCAGUGUCUAACUGGCCCCAGAACUGCUGAGUCUGGCUGUCGGGUCCUCGAGGAUCACCUCCUUGGUCAAGAAAGGCCUUCUGCUUUGACUGCUUCUUGACAAGCCUCCUUGGCCAGUGCUGAUCAAUCCUGACCCUGAAUGGGCAGAGCUGAUGACCUCUGGUGCACCCGAGGACGCACCUGGCCAAGUUCCAGCGCCUUUAAUGCCUCUUGCCCUCCUGGGGGCUUCACCCUAAAGCACCACUUCUCUGCAAGAGGAAUGACAGACACACCCCAGAUGGAGCUGCACUGAGGCAGUCCCCAUAAGCAGCCGCACAGCAGGAGAGGAAGAGACCAGAGGCCCCUGGUCAGGCAGCAAACACUGCCGGUUCCAUCUUGGCUGUGGAGACAAGCAGGGCUGCUGGAUUUGAACGAUGUCAAGUGGAUGGGCUUGCCACGGUCCUCAGCUGCCUUCGCACCCCACGGGAGAAACAAAGUACAGCCUGUGUCCUGUUGCUCCAGGAACUGCUGAGGGUCGCCUUCUCCUCUCCCCAUCCCUAGAAUGUCGGUAUCACUCUGCCCCUGCUCAGUGGACUUGAUUAGUUAGGAAGCUCCUUGCAGGGGCCCCCACCUCAUCACAGAGUCCCUCUAGGCACUCCGUGGAUACGCAAACUCAAAGUCACGUGAGCUGAGGAUCCGCUGUGCCCUCUCCGAGCUGAUGCACCUACUCUAAGGGUUCCUAUUGGUCUGGCUUCGCUUCUCUUUCCCCCAUGCUUUAGUAUUAGGGCAGUGACGAUGGCUGCAAAGUCCAGCCUCACAGCACCCACUCUGGGAAAUACCAUUCUCGGUUUCCUCUAGGGCACUCCAUUGGACGAUCUGGUUCAGAGUUGGAAUGUGAGAUGCAGGGAGUCCGGUUCUCUCAAGUGUCAAGCAACCCUGAUUUGAGAGUGGGCAACUCAUCUUGCUAUUGAUGCCGGGAUGCGGGGGGCCGGUGGGGGGGUGAGCAGAGCUCUCCUCUGCCGGGGCCCUGAAGCAACCCGGAAGCCAAGGGAUGUUUGGGACAACUGUUGUUCUGGAUUCUGACACCCAACCUGGAGUAGGAGCUUGGCCCAUUCUUUGCUCACACAGUGGUCUGGCAGCCUGAGCCCACACCAUUCCUCAGUCUUUGACAGUGUGGAGGCUUUGUCCUGUUGGGGGCCUUGGGGGGUUCCCCACACCUCCAAUCAGGGAC